Molecule: messenger RNA, 811 nt
Organism: Raphanus sativus (radish)
Lineage: Eukaryota; Viridiplantae; Streptophyta; Magnoliopsida; Brassicales; Brassicaceae
Product: transcription factor DIVARICATA-like
Exons: 2
Coding region: 96-692 (198 amino acids)
Molecular function (GO): DNA binding
Source: RefSeq, a predicted model, not a curated record
GAGAAAAAAGGGAAAACCCUCGAGAGAUAUCAGGUUCCUUUUGUUUUUGGAGAUCAAGUUUUCCAUAUAACUUUGUUGUUGCUUCUAUCAUAUCUAUGGGUCCAAAGCAGUGGACAAGGGAUGAUGACAAACUGUUUGAGAGACUUCUGUUGGAGUUCCCCGAGAAUACUCCGUAUAGGUUUGAGAUUAUCGCCGUCCAUCUUGAGAAACCGCUUGAAGAGGUGAAGCACUACUACGAAGCUUUGGUCCACGAUAUUAACCUUAUCGAAUCGGGUCGAUGCCCUACUACUAAUUAUCCAGAUGGGAUCCCAUCUGAGACCGAACAUAUGGAGAAAGAAAAAACGAGAGGAAUACCUUGGACAGAAGAGGAACACAGGCUUUUUCUAGAGGGACUAGAGAAAUGUGGGAAAGGAAAUUGGAGGGACAUAUCGAGAAAGAUUGUGAGGACAAAGAACUCAGCGCAAGUAGCAAGCCAUGCACAAAAAUAUUUCCUGAGGCAAGUGGCCAAGAAGAACGCAAAGAAACGCUCCAGUAUCCAUGACAUAACUUUGAUAGAUCAUGCUGCUAACAACGUAACCGCACCUCAAUCCGACUUGGACUCUACGAUGGGCCAGCCACCUUCUGAUCAGCAGGGGCUUCAAGACCAUCAUCUUUCCAACGAAGACUUUUGGAUUAGGAAGCUGAAUAGUUAAAUUCCAAACUAUAACAAUUUUUUUUUUUUGGCUUUUGGUUCUUAGUUUUUUUUCUCCUUCUUUUUGUAGAUAUAAGUUAUUAAACAAUCCUAAUUUGUUUAUAGCCUCUGUUACUUUUG